Messenger RNA from Gossypium raimondii (Peruvian cotton), 1501 nucleotides. Its product is annotated as palmitoyl-monogalactosyldiacylglycerol delta-7 desaturase, chloroplastic. The transcript has 5 exons. Gene Ontology annotation, biological process: lipid metabolic process. Gene Ontology annotation, cellular component: endoplasmic reticulum membrane. Gene Ontology annotation, molecular function: oxidoreductase activity, acting on paired donors, with oxidation of a pair of donors resulting in the reduction of molecular oxygen to two molecules of water. Lineage: Eukaryota; Viridiplantae; Streptophyta; Magnoliopsida; Malvales; Malvaceae. The record is from RefSeq and is a predicted model, not a curated record. Bases 97 to 1257 code for a protein of 386 amino acids.
CCAAAAUCUUCAAAUUUCGGCUUUAGCUACAAACCGACCAUGGCUUCUAUAAAACCCAGUUUUUCUUUUGAACCCACUAAUUGAGUCGACACCAUAAUGGCUUUAAUCAUAUCUGCAUUGUUAAAGCCCAACUCCUUACCUUUUUCACUUCUUCAAAGAGUAACACCAACAGCCAAAACUAGACGUUUCUCUUGCAAAGUCCUAAACUCUGGCCAUCCAGACUCGGAAUUAAAUCAAAUACAGAGAAAGCAGAGUCCUUUGGGCUCAAGUUUGGUAACUCAAUUACGUAGGAGUUACAGCAAUGGGGAAGUGUCGGCUUUGGCUAAUAGGGUGUCAGUUGUAGCAAAAGAACCAGACCAUGAUUUGAAAACCCAGGGUAGAAUUUUGUUCUCUGAUGUGGUGGUGCAAAAGAGGAGGGAAGUGUUUUGGAGGGGAAAUUGGAACGCUUUGGAUAUAGCCUCUGCAGGUAUUGUCUUGGCCAUGCAUUUACUCAGCCUUUGCGCACCUUUUUACUUCAAUUGGCCUGCUUUUUGGCUUGCUGCUGGACUCUAUUUGGUAUCUGGACUGGGGAUUACAUUGUCUUUCCAUAGAAAUCUUUCUCAUAGAAGCUUCAAGCUUCCGAAAUGGCUGGAGUACUUGUUUGCUUAUUGUGGAGUACAAGCACUUCAGGGGAAUCCAAUUGAUUGGGUUAGCACACACAGGUACCACCACCAAUUUUGUGAUUCUGAGAGAGACCCCCAUAGCCCCAUUGAAGGGUUUUGGUUUAGCCACAUGAACUGGCUCUUCGAUACCAGCACUGUAAUUGAAAAGCGUGGAGAUUCAACCAAUGUUGGGGAUUUAGAGAAGCAACCCUUCUACAGGUUCCUUCAAAGUACCUAUAUCCUUCAUCCAAUCGCACUUGGAGCUUUGCUAUAUGCUCUUGGUGGGUUCCCAUUCCUAGUCUGGGGAAUGGGUGUGAGGACAAUAUGGGUAUACCACAUCACUUGGCUUGUAAAUUCAGCUUCCCAUGUGUGGGGGAGGCAAGCAUGGAAUACUGGUGAUCUGUCCAAGAACAAUUGGUGGGUGGCAUUGCUUGCAUUCGGAGAAGGUUGGCACAAUAAUCACCAUGCAUUUGAAUACUCAGCCCGACAUGGUCUGGAGUGGUGGCAGCUGGAUUUGACAUGGUAUGUAAUCAAGUUUCUUCAAGUUGUUGGAGUAGCAACUGAGAUUAAGCUACCUUCUCAACUUCACAAGCAAAAGAUGGCUUUCAACAACUGAGGUGUCUCUAUUGGAAACCCUUCUAUUCUAAUCUUCAGGGCCUCAGGCCUUCAUUUAAAGGAGCUUGCUUAACAAUGAUGACCCUUAGCUGUGAACUAGAUUUUUUCACUCUUUACCUGAAUUCAAGUUCCAUUAUCAACAGCCUACCCCCAAAGUUCUUAAGGCUUGAAACUGCAACAUUUCGCUGUGUUUGUUGAGACCUGUUGCAAUAAAUAUAAAGGUUGAACCAUAGUUAAUUUAUAAA